Molecule: messenger RNA, 1017 nt
Organism: Plasmodium falciparum 3D7
Lineage: Eukaryota; Apicomplexa; Aconoidasida; Haemosporida; Plasmodiidae
Gene: AOS1
Product: SUMO-activating enzyme subunit 1
Molecular function (GO): ubiquitin-like modifier activating enzyme activity
Source: RefSeq, a predicted model, not a curated record
AUGGAGAAGGAAAAAAUUUAUGAUCGUCAGCUAAGGCUAUGGGGAGUAAAAGCACAAAACAGGAUGAUGAAAUCGAACGUGUUAGUUGUUGGUUUGAGUGGUAUAAAUAUUGAAUUAUGUAAGAAUUUAAUUUUGAAUGGUAUAAAUAUUACCAUAAUAGAUAAUAAUAUAGUUGAUGAAGAAGAUAUAGAAAAUAUAUUUUUUCUGAACGAACAUGAUAUGAAGGAAUAUAUGAGUGUACCAAUAUUUAAAGAAUUAAAAAGUAUUAAUCAAUUAAUUAAUAUAAAAUCAUUUAUUGGACAUAUAAAUUUGGAUACAAAUAAUAUAAUAAUUGAAAAAGAAUUAAUGUAUAAAGAUAAUGAAAUAAUCCAAGAAGAAAAAAUAAUAAAUGAUUGUUCAUAUGAUAUAUGUGAUUAUAUAACAAAUUAUACUUGUGUAUGUAUUUCAUGUGAAGAUUAUCCUUUAUAUAAAUUAACAAAAAUAAAUGAAAUAUGUCAUGAAAAAAAUAUAGGAUUUUUUGCUAAUAUGUGUCAUGGAAAAUAUGCUUUUUUAUUUUCUGAUUUUGGAAAACAUAUAAUUGAAGAAUCUUAUUAUAAAAUAAAAAAUGAUGAUAAUAAAAAAGGUAAUGAUAAUAGUAUUGAAGUUCAAUAUUGUACUCUUUCUCAUUUCUUAAAAGUACCCUUCUCAAAUUUAGAUAAAAAAACUAAUGAUAUUAUUUAUUAUGUUUUUGCAUUAAUAUUAUAUGAACAGGAUAAAAAAAUGAAUAAACAAAAUAAACAAAUUGAUGAACAAGAAUUCUUAAACUUUUAUAAUAAAUUAGCAAACAAAACAAAUACUCAAAAUCCUACAGAAUUAUGUAAAACAUAUAAAAUUAAUUUCUCACCAUCAUGUUCUAUCAUGGGGGGAGUUACUUCUCAAGAAAUUAGAAAAUUUAUAUCCAGACAACAUGAAUCCAUACCAAACUUUUGUGUUUUUGAUAUGAAUCAAAAUAUUGUUUGUACAUCAAUGAUUAAAUGA